Doryrhamphus excisus (bluestripe pipefish) is the source of this 6030-nucleotide messenger RNA. Its product is annotated as hepatic leukemia factor. Gene Ontology annotation, biological process: regulation of transcription by RNA polymerase II. NCBI's taxonomy places the organism in Eukaryota, Metazoa, Chordata, Actinopteri, Syngnathiformes, Syngnathidae. Gene Ontology annotation, cellular component: nucleus. The record is from RefSeq and is a predicted model, not a curated record. Gene Ontology annotation, molecular function: RNA polymerase II cis-regulatory region sequence-specific DNA binding; DNA-binding transcription factor activity, RNA polymerase II-specific.
CGGAAAUGGAGGUGGUUGUUGUUGCCGUGGAAACCAAUCGUAAGACUGUUUUUGUAAAAGAAGCUGGCUCAGCGAGCCUUUUAGCCAAUCAGAAGCCUGAAGACAGCCACUGGUGGAAAAGACACAAAAACAAGAAUAGCCAAUGGAAGUUCCACAGCAACAUGAUACACUACAUGGCAUGUUACAGUGUUUUAGAUGACCUGUUACACGACAUUUUACAUGACAUACUACAUACAUGACAUGACACACUACAUACAUUACAUGAUACAUGACAUUUGACAUGACACACUACAUGAUACAUCACAUGACACACUACAUACAUUACAUGAUACUACAUGACAUUUUACAUGACGCACUACAUGAUACAUGACAUUUGACAUGACACACUACAUGAUACGACACACUACAUACAUUACAUGAUACUACAUGAUACAUGACAUGACACUACAUACAUUACAUGAUACUACAUGACAUUUAACAUGACACACUACAUACAUUACAUGAUACAUGACAUGACACACUACAUACAUUACAUGAUACUACAUGACAUUUUACAUGACACACUACAUUAUACAUGACAUGACACACUACAUACAUUACAUGAUACUACAUGACAAUUUACAUGACACACUACAUGAUACAUGACAUGACACACUACAUACAUUACAUGAUGCUACAUGACAUUUUACAUGACACACUACAUGAUGCAUGACAUGACACACUACAUACAUUGCAUGAUACUACAUGACAUUUUACAUGACACACUACAUGAUACAUGAUAUGACAUGACACACUACAUACAUUACAUGAUACUAAAUGACAUUUUACAUCAGAGGUAGGGAACCUAUGGCUCGGGAGCCAGGUAGGGCUCUUUUGAUGACUGUAUCUGGCUCUCAAGCAUUUCUUACCACAAUAAAAAUGUAUGUUUGCUAACAUUUUAAAGUAAACAUCACAGAAAUGACUGUUAAAAAUAAUAUUAAAAAUCAAAACUUUCUUAUGCAUUUUAAUUCGUCCAUCUAUUUUCUACUGCAAUAUGGCCGACCAUAUCCAUCUUUCUUGAUGAUAUUUUCCAGGUCAAACACCAAAACUUGAUUAUUACUGGGUAAUGCUGUAGUCUACCUCGGUCAUUGAGAUGUCAAAAAAACAUGUAAAUGUAAACUUUUCGUCUUUUAGUCAAAUAGUCACCUAGCUAAAGCUGCAGAACCAAGCCUUUUGACGAAGAUGGCCAAAAGAAUGAAAUACGUGUACGGAGUAUGGUGCAAAACCAUGCAGCAGCAGAAGUUGCAUUAAUGGCAGCAAGUAUUUGAUUUAUUAUUGGACACUGCGCUGCUCACGAAAGUAUGCUGGCCACACCCCCUUGGCGUGGGGUAGUGUGCCUGGUCUACGUAAUUAGAGCCCAUUAUAUCUAAAACUGUUGGUCUUACAUAAAAAUGCACACAUUUUAUUGCAUUCAAUGUUUAAAAAAAAUGUAUAUGGCUCUCACAGAUACACAUUUUAAAAUAUCUGGCCUUCAUGGCUCUCGUAGCCAAAAAGGUUCCCGACCCCUGUUUUACAUGAUACACUACAUGAUGCAUGACAUGACACACUACAUACAUGAUACUACAUGACAUUUUACAUGACACACUACAUGAUACAUGACAUGACACACUACAUAAUUACAUGAUACUACAUGACACACUACAUGAUGCAUGACGUGACAUGACACACUACAUACAUUACAUGGUACUACAUGACAUUUUACAUGACACACUACAUGAUACAUGACAUGACACACUACAUACAUUACAUGAUACUACAUGACAUUUUACAUGACACACUACAUACAUUACAUGAUACUACAUGACAUUUUACAUGACACACUACAUGAUACAUGACAUGACACACUACAUACAUUACAUGAUACUACAUGCCAUUUUACAUGACACACUACAUGAUACAUGACAUGACACACUACAUACAUUACAUGAUACUACAUGACAUUUUAUAUGACACACUACAUGAUACAUGACAUGACACACUACAUACAUUACAUGAUACAUGACAUUUUACAUGACACACUACAUGAUACAUGUCAUGACAUGACACACUACAUAAUUACAUGAUACUACAUGACAUUUUACAUGACACACUACAUACAUUACAUGAUACUACAUGACAUUUUACAUGACACACUACAUACAUUACAUGAUACUACAUGACAUUUUACAUGACACACUACAUACAUUACAUGAUACUACAUGACAUUUUACUACAUGACACACUACAUGAUACAUGACAUAAUACCACAUGACACUCACAGGGUAGCUACAGUGCUUUGUGUGUUUUGAUGGCAGUGUAGUGUGUACGGGCUGGUGCUUGGAGGUGAUUUACAUCGGCAAAGUGGGCCUGAAAUAGAAUUAGUGCUGACUUCCUCGUUCCUCUUUGUUCUCACCCGGGCCGGGUGAGAACAAAAAUCCUUUGGAGUCCUGGUCUCGGGUCUGGUCGCGGUUCUGAUCUCUGUAGCUUUGCUCUGCCUUCCUGUCUGACAGACGAUGUGGAUCUUGGCCACUAGGGGGCAGCUGGCUGUCACCUGAACAGGUUAGAUGUUUGCGCGUGACGGAGAUGAGUCACGGAGCCGUUUGGCCAGCCCGCCAGGUGUGGAGGAGCCUCGUCCUACUUUUCACCCCUGACAAUGGUCACCACAACAUCCGCAUCCUAGCAACCGUUGCUAAGGACGUCUUGCAGCUCGGUGCUUAGAGAAUCAUAUUCAGACUCAAACAUCAACUUCACUCCUUCCUUCCCUCCUUGUCUGGCUUCUUCUUCUUUUUUCCUCCCAUGCUUCCUUACACGUCUCCUCCCUUCAUUCCUUCUUUCGUUCCUGCCUACCUUCCUUCUCCACUUGGAUGUGUUUUUCCCUCCGUGUCGAGCACAUGAGCUUCAACGUGACCGUGUGUGUGCGCGCUGGGGUGGCGGUGGUGGGGGUCAGGUUGGCUCUGGCUUCUGAUUGGUUAAAAGUAGGUCAAGCCGAUCCACUCAUGUGACCCAGCAUUCCUCUGUGGGCGUGUGUCUGUGCAUGCGUGCGUGCAUGUGUGUGUAUGUGUGUGUGUUGAUCACGGUGAUACCAAGACAGUCACUAAAGUUCCCGAUUCUGAUCUUUCGGACUAUUUUCCGCAUCUCAAAGUUAAUCUUUCAAUGAGAAACAAGCCCGAUGUAAAGAAAGCGACAUUUAAAAGUUCAAAAAGUUGAUCCUUUGAAGUAGUUUCCUCCGAAAGCACAAUAAAAUCCAUAAAUGAGGCGAAAAAAAACCCUGACUGUCUGUCUGACUGUUUUUGUCAUUCAUGAAGUUGUAAUUUAAUAAACAUUUACAGCUUAAUUUAAUCAUAGAUUGUAGUAUUUAAAUUAAAUGUUUGAGGUUGUGUUUACAUGAAUUAAAAAAAGUUAGCUAGGCGCUAUGUGCCGAGAGAAAGGGGCGUGGCUUGAGAUAGUAGCUGUGACGCCACGAGCCCCUGGAGGCAAGAGAACGAUUUGUGUUUUCCGAUUCCAACCAGCUCAGUUCGGCUCGGGUCACUGUUCGUUGCUUUUGUGGUGGAUAUACUUCCAUUAAUAUACGUCAACAAUAAUAUUCCACAGUAUCACGCCUCGUUCCUCUUCAAUUUGUCGUCUCUACCCGGAAUCGGUUUGCCGAGAGGGAGUCGGUCAGUGUUCGCCGGUUCAGUUCGAAAGACUCUUCCGUAAAAUUCAGUUCGUUCACCCCCGCUCGGGCGCGCUCACUCGCAGUCGCGCGCUCCUCUUGUGCUGAACAGCAAGCGGAGACUGUCAGUGUCAGACCACACGUCCCUGCGGCGCCGCAGUCUUCGCCGAGGCCCGCUUCUGUCGUCUUUUGGGGGUCUUUUGGCUCCCCGAGGGAGGCGCCAUGGAGAAGAUGUCCCGAGUGCACGUGAGCUCCUUGAACCCAUGUUUCCUUCCCGCGUCUUCUCAUGGAGUCCUCAAGUCUCUGCUGGAGAACCCCGUCAAGCUUCCCAUGCAUCACGAAGCGUCUCAUGACUUUUCCCGCCGUGCCGUCCGAGCAGCGUUCAACAAGGAGAAGGAGGAGAAGCUGCAGGAGGACAGCAGCGCCCCCCAGUCGGCCUUCCUGGGCCCCACCCUGUGGGACAAGACGCUGCCCUACAACGGAGACAACUUCCAGCUGGAGUACAUGGACCUGGAGGAGUUCCUGUCCGAGAACGGGAUCCCCUCCAGCCCCGCCCAGCACCCGCCCCACCCUCUGCCGCAGCUGCCCGGCCACCCGCCCAUCAUGGCCCCCGCGCCGUCGCCCUCGGUGAUGGACCUCAGCAGCCACGCCUCCACCUCGGCCUCGCCAAACUGUCUGCACCCCAGCCCGGCUGGUGCGUCGAAGCCCUUUCAAAGCCUCAGAAACACUCCCAGCCCCAUCGACCCAGACUCCAUCCAGGUCCCGGUGGGCUACGAGCCCGACCCGAGCGACCUGGCGCUGUCCAGCGUUCCGGGCCAGGAGAUGUUCGACCCGAGGAAGCGCAAGUUCUCCGCGGAGGAGCUGAAACCUCAGCCAAUGAUUAAGAAAGCUCGCAAGGUCUUCAUCCCCGAGGACCUGAAGCAGGAUGACAAAUACUGGGCCCGGCGCAGGAAGAACAACCUGGCCGCCAAGCGUUCGCGAGACGCCAGGCGGCUGAAAGAGAACCAGAUCGCCAUCCGAGCCGGUUUCCUGGAGAAGGAGAACUCUGCUCUGAGGCAGGAAGUGGCCGAGCUGCGCAAAGAGCUCGGACGUACCAAGAACAUCCUGGCAAAGUACGAGGCGCAGCACGGGCGGCUAUGAGGGCACACACACACACACACACACUCUCUCAUACACACUGUACUAACGGCUCCACUCACUAGAAAGUGAAGCUUCCAUUAAAACUGGAAGAUAUUUUUUAAUAACGUGGCCACCAGAGGGCAGCAUUGCUCGUUUAAAUCAACGGUGUGUUUGCGCCUAUGCCCAACAUUGACUUGGCAGCUCCGCUUUGCAGUGAGUGGAGCCAAUCAGAGGCCAGAAUGUCUCCGCCCUAUACCAAGCCUCGCCCAUCCCGACCCUCUCGCGAGCGCUGCACGUGCAUAUAUAUAUAUAUAUAUAUAUAUAUAUGUACAGUACGCGUGCGCGGCAGCCUCAUCAAUGUGAACGCGAACGCCUUCUGCUCUUUUAUAACGAAAUGAGCCCAAAAAUGCCAAAAAUGUUUUCUUUAACCCCUCAGAGUUCGUUGAAAGCGAGCUUUGACGCCAUCAGGGAGUAAAUAGCUUAUUAAGGACCAACCCAAAGAGCAGCAGAGAUAUUUUAUUUUGCUUUACUGAGCAGCUCAGGAAGCUAAUGCAGCCCGCUAGCAGGAGCAGUUAAAGCUGUCUUGUGGCGACAAAAAGGCUGGCUUCAAUACAUUUUGAAUGUUUGAAAUGAUAAAAAACCACAACUUACCUGGUUUUAAAGUGCGUUUAGAAAGCAAUCAGUGCAAUAAGUUGGCUUCUUUUCUUUUUUUCCUCUGCGGUGUUCUACCAGUGUGUAGCUCAGUGCUGCCCCCAGUGGCAGAGCGAGGCAUGAAUGUAUUAUUUUACACGUUUAACAAUGGAUCACUUUAGUACUGCAGACCAAAAGAAAGACCUUAAAGGAUAUAUUGAUAUAUAUUCCAAGUUCAAAUGUUUAUAUCGGUGUUUUUGUACAGUCUCUUUUCCUACUUAGAUAUUGGAUGUGUAUUUUGGAAAAGCGUUACUUUAAAGCAGUGCAGUGUUCAUUUAGAAAGCAAACUACGGGCAUUACGCAAGCGUUGAAUUUGUCUUUUACCCGCGUUUAGUUGAAAUACCUCGCCUGAAGUACCUGACGUUUGUUGACACGGUCGAUGACGUUUAUAGCGUGCGAAUGUAGUCACCCAACACAAAGCACUUACUUUCUUUUUCUGCUGUCCUGUCUCAUUUUUCCCUUUUUAUCCGCUUAUUGUGGGUUUUAAGACGUUUGUCUCAGUUUGAACAUCAACGUUAUGAAUAAAAGGAAAAAAAAAAACGACCAACAAA